Messenger RNA from Wickerhamiella sorbophila, 1995 nucleotides. RefSeq lists its product as hypothetical. The transcript has a single exon. Bases 1 to 1995 code for a protein of 664 amino acids. The record is from RefSeq and is a predicted model, not a curated record. Lineage: Eukaryota; Fungi; Ascomycota; Dipodascomycetes; Dipodascales; Trichomonascaceae.
AUGUCGGAAAGAUUUCGACUAAGUGUUGGAGUGGUUUUGAGGCCGCAGUACGAGCACAGUGUGGCAUCAAAUGCCGCAUUGACCGCUACACAACGAUUUCUGCACGUUUGUGAUGGUAACGACAGUAUUGAGCACCUUUCAAAAUCUCUAAAUGAUUCUUUCAACCGAGCGCUAGGAAAAACUGUAAUUGGCAAUAAAAAUAUGCUGGCUACAAGCGAUUCCUAUGUGAUCAAUUCGGCAUAUUCUGUUAGAGACGUGUUUGAUGUAAAAGACAAGCUCUACUGGGUUGUAGAUCAAGUUCAACCGCUUGGCUCAGUUUCGUCCACAAAUGGCAAACAUCAAUCCAGGACGCAUGCUAGUGCUGCUUCUGAAACCCGCAAUCUCGCCAGCUCGGGUGAGUCUCCUGUAUUAUCUGAACCAGCUCGUCCUCUCCAGGUACCUGACUCUACGCCAGCUAUGGAUUCGGUUCCGUUGGCUACGUUUGCAAGAGACAGGGCUCUUGAGAACAGGUCUGGAAAACAACCCAAAAAUGCGGAACGACCAGCAGCUUCAAAGAAAACACAAAAGGAUAGCUCAAUUCCUAACAAUGGGGACUCACCAAAGGCUUCUGCAAAAAACAACGUCUUGGAUCUGAAAUCAUUGGAUAAAAGGGUCACCAGCCAUCAAGAUUUCUCUGCUUUAGAUGAAAUUUCCAGUUUUGGAAGUGUUCAAGAAGCAGAAAUUCCGAUCCGGGAUUUUGUUAUCAAUUUUUGGAAGCGAGACGGUCUGGUCGCUAGUAAGUCUGUGCUGAAUAGGGAGAUUCAAGAGCUCAAAGAAAAGUGGGGGGUUAUCAAAUCCAGUUCCACGAAUAGAAACGAAAUGAUAACUCGUCUAAUUGAUAGUUUCCCGGAUAUUCUCGCUCGUGAUAAGAAAAAAAGAGCAAUCAAAGCAGCCAAGUUCAAGGAAGCCAAAGAGGCUAGAGAAGCUAAAGCCAAAGAAUUGAAAAAUAACGAAAUCAAAGCGAAGGAAGUAAAAGCCACGGCAAUUGAAGGCUCAAGCGAGACCCAGGAUAUUGAAGAAACCAGGGCCCAGUCCGGAUCACCUCUGUCUGAGCCUGAGAAAAAUACUCAGGGUCUUGUGGCUAGCCAUAGCGAAGAGCCUUCGAGUGAAGCUGUGGCUAGCGAAUCUCAAGUGGACAAAAUUUCUUCUAAUGAGGUUCAGGUAAAUGAGCCUAAUGCGGUUACCAAAGCUAAUGUUUCCAUUGCUCCCCCUAAGACACCAUCAGGACUUAAACCAAUUGCUCAGUCGACACCCGCGGUCAAUCAAAAUAAUAAUAAUAACAAUCAGUCGGAUUCUGAGCAGUCUGAUACGGUUGUAACGGGUAAAAAACGACCUCUACGGCGUAAAAUCAAUCGCGUUGUAGCUCUCGAAGCUGAAACACCCAUUGAACGGAAUGUCGACAAUACCAUCCGAUUUGGAACUGCUCCAGAUUCGGAUUCGGAGAACAGCGAUGGAGGACCGAUUCGCAAACGGCGGGCAGUUGCUCCUCCGCGCUCUGCCACGCCUGACGAAAGUACUCUGCGAGCUCCGCUUACCCCCACUCCUGCAAAGAAGCCAGUCAACACACCAACCAAAAAGCCCAAUGAUUCACUGAAACCUACGCCCAAAUCUGUGAUCAAACCACAAGAAACGCCGUUGUCAAAGCCCUCAAAACCAAGACAUAGCAUCGGGUUACGCUCACUGUCGGCACUGGAAAAUAUCGAUACUGACGUGCACGAAGGCAGGUCCAUGACUACCUCCAAUCCUAACGUCACACCCAAAAUACCUGAUCCGCCAGAGACUUCAGAUGAAGAGAGUUUAUCUGAAAGCUCCGAUGAUAGCUCUAGCGACAGUUCGGACAGUGAUAGUGGGAAUGAGUCCGUCCCACAAAAGAAGAUUGCAGGUAAACGCGAAAAAGAAAAACGCAAUCGCAGCGGAUUCUCAGGGCUAUUGUCAGACUCGUCGAAACUCAGAUGA